Messenger RNA from Botrytis byssoidea, 420 nucleotides. RefSeq lists its product as uncharacterized. The record is from RefSeq and is a predicted model, not a curated record. Bases 1 to 420 code for a protein of 139 amino acids. Lineage: Eukaryota; Fungi; Ascomycota; Leotiomycetes; Helotiales; Sclerotiniaceae. The transcript has a single exon.
AUGGGGUUUCUGAUGAGGAGCGGAAUGGGUGGGAAUUGUUAUGCUUAUGUAAACGUUAUUGGGAAGAGAAAUGAUGCUAAUGGGAUACGAUUUAUCACUAUCGAUGAAGGUUACACUCUCGAACUUCCUUUUCUAUUCGGACUGAUGUCCGAGGAAUUCCAAGACGAUAUUCUGUUUAGGAAACACGAUGAGGGUUUUCAGGGGAUUGCUAGACAGUCACGUGGUAAUUUAUACAUUCGAUUUAUUUCGGUGGACUGGAUUAAGAGGUUUUGGACUGAUGAGGAUAUGUUACUCUCGUGGAAUAGAUUUCUCAUACAUUCCGGCUAUUGCGAGACUAAUGAUAUGAUAGAAAAGUGGAUGACGGUUAGCUAUCGGGAAGUGGAAGCGGUAGAGGGAUAUAAUCGAGCGACGGGUUCGUAG